Penicillium canariense is the source of this 1410-nucleotide messenger RNA. RefSeq lists its product as uncharacterized. The transcript has 4 exons. Lineage: Eukaryota; Fungi; Ascomycota; Eurotiomycetes; Eurotiales; Aspergillaceae. The record is from RefSeq and is a predicted model, not a curated record. Bases 1 to 1410 code for a protein of 469 amino acids.
AUGGGUUUCGCCGAAAAGCUCGCCGCUGCCCAGCAGAAUCAGCAGACGAUGCUGUCCAACACGGGCAACUCUGGCACGUAUGGCGGUGCUCCGCCAUCAGGCUAUACUGGAGGCCCUCCUCCGCCUGCAGCACUGCGGCCUGGUGGAUACAAGUUGACGGUUGAGAAGCAGCAGCAGCAGCAACCUCCGCAGUACCAGGCUUAUCCGGGGCCGCCUGCCCAGGGAUCGUUCCUUGCCAAUGAAGCCCCAGCUCGGCUACAGGGAAUCGUGCAAGAGCUGGAGCUGCCUAUGGAAGUGGCUACUGAUCUAAUGAAGCUCGCGCUCUUCGACAUCGUUCUCUAUGUGGACGACAGCGGCUCAAUCGAGUUCGAAGAGCGUGGACUGCGGAAGGAACAACUCCGACAAAUUCUGAGCAUUGUCGCCACUGUGUCAUCAUCUUUCGACCGGGAUGGCAUCGAGGUGCGAUUCAUGAACUCCAUUGAGGAAGGCCAUGGCAUCAAAAACCCGAAUGAUGUCAACGAUCUCGUGUCCCGUGUUCGUUUCUCGGGCUUGACUCCGCUUGGUACCGGUUUAAGGGAGAAGGUUGUGGACAAGCUGAUCGUAGGGCCGGCUCGUGCUGGCCGCCUUUCUAAGCCCGUGCUUGUUAUCACGAUCACCGACGGUCAACCUGCCGGCGAGAAUCGCAGCGCUGUACGCGAUACCAUCAUCCAUGCCGUGGGAGAGGUUCAGCGCUCUGGGUAUGGCGCCGGUGCUGCCUCUUUCCAAUUCUCGCAGGUCGGCAAUGACCUGCGUGCUCGGGAUUUCCUGGCCGACCUGGAUGAAGACCCUGAGAUUGGACACCUGAUUGACUGCACCUCAAGUAAGUCGCACAAGGCUGCUAAAACCCUGCUUAACCGGACUUUGACUGACCGUGUGAUUGUAGACUUCGAGCUCGAGCAGGAUGAAAUGGCACGGAAAUUUCCAAGAGUGAAUUUCUCUCGGGAGGCCUGGGUUCGUUUUCCACAUAUCGCGGCAUACAUUGUUCCAGGACUAACCAAAUUUCCGCAGUGUGCCAAACUCAUGCUGGGCUCCAUCGACCGUUCCUACGACUCCAAAGACGAGAGAGCAGCUGCACGCAGUACAGGAGGCCCCGCGCCCGGAGGCCCCCCUCCGCAAGGCUCAUACGGCGGCGGCUACGGCCAGCCGCCUGCUCAGCAGGGCGCACCAUACAAUGCACCCCCGGCCGGCUAUCCCCCCAGCUCGUACAGCCAGCAGCCCGGCUACCCUCCGCAGCAGCAGCAGCCGCAGCAGCCGCCAUACCCAGGCAACCGAGGCGCGCCUGGCUAUGGCCAGGCCCAACCGCCCUAUGGAUACGGUGGGCCAUCGCCCAGCGGCCCAGGAGGCUAUCCGCCGCCGCCGCGUCGCUACUAA